AAAAAAAACUUCCUUUUAUAAAGAGAGCUUUGGUUUCCAUGACACAAAAAGAAAAAACAGUAAAAACACUUUUUUUAAAUUUUCAUUUGCAACUUUCCUCCAUUACCAUGUUGUUCUUCCAUCUCUCUCCUCUUCUCUCUCUUCUUUCUAGAGAGAGAAACACCAUUUUCCACAACAAUUACUAUGAAAGUCUCACUCAUUGCUCAAAAUUCUAGUACCAAAAACCAACAACAACAACAACAACAUUAAUGGACAAUAACACCAACCCAUCAUCUCAUCCCCACCACCACCACCACUCUCUCUCUCUUCGCCGUUUGCAGAGAACCUCUCUCUUGGCUCUUCUCUCUCUUCUUCUCCUCCUCCUCUUAGUCUACAAUGGCGCCGCCAUAUUCUGUUUACAACUCCCUUUUCCCGCCAAAACUCCGCCGGAAACCGCCAGCUUCACGCCUGAAAAAGUCGCCGGAGAAACCAAAAAAUGGCAUUCUUCUCCGACCAAGCUAUCUUCCACUGUUCUGUUCUCACUCAAGGAAGAAAACACACCUUCUAUUCCCAAAACCCAUUUCCAUUUCCUUAAAAAAUCACAGAAUUCGGUUCUUCCCACGAACAAUUCGAUCAUUUUCGCGCGAAAAAGAAGGCGAAAACACAGAACCCAGUUCGGAAUUCUGCGUUCGGAGGCUCGGAAAGACGGGUUUUCGAAGAGAGUGAAAGAGUUUUUCAAUUCAAGUUCUUGUGAGGUUCGGUUUUUCAUGACUUGGAUUUCAUCGAUUGAUUCAUUUGGGGAGAGAGAAUUGUUCUCAAUAGAGAGUGUGUUCAAAUCCCAUCCAAAUGGGUGCUUGAUAAUUGUAUCGAAUUCGAUGGAUUCAACAAGAGGAACUCGAAUUCUAAGGCCUUUUUUAGAUAAAGGGUUCCAUCUGAUUUCAAUUUCGCCUGAUUUCGAUUACUUGUUUAAGAACACUUUGGCUGAAACUUGGUUUGAUCAAUUAAAAAAAGGCAACGUUGAUCCUGGAGAGGUUUCAUUAGGUCAAAAUCUCUCAAACUUGAUCAGACUCGCUCUGUUAUACAAAUUCGGAGGCGUUUACAUCGACACUGACGUGAUAAUUCUCAAGAGUUUCGCAAAACUGAGAAAUGUUAUCGGUGCACAAACUAUUGACCUUGAAACGGGAAAUUGGACCCGAUUGAACAAUGCUAUAUUGGUCUUCGACAAAUCGCAUCCCUUACUCUACAAGUUUAUUCAAGAAUUCGCGCUCACAUUCGAUGGAAACAAGUGGGGACACAAUGGUCCAUACUUGGUUUCAAGGGUUGUUUCGCGGGUGAAAGAAAGGCCUGGAUUUGAUUUCGAUGUUCUCAAUCCGGUGGCUUUUUACCCGGUUGAUUGGAGUAGGAUUCGUGGGUUGUUUCGUGGACCAAGAAAUGAGACUCAUUCAAAAUGGCUACAUCAUAAGCUCAAUCACAUUCGUAGCCAUAGCUACGCCGUGCAUCUUUGGAAUAAGCAGAGUCGAAAGCUUAAGAUCAAAGAAGGAAGCAUUAUUAGUCGGAUAAUGUUGGAUUGUUGUGUUUUUUGCAAUUCUUCGGCGACGGCUUCAAAAGUUGUAAGUACAAGAUAAGUAUGAACAAACCAAAUUCUACAAAUGUGCAAAUAAAAAGUGCUGGGAAGAAUAUUUCUUCUCAUUACUAUAGUUAGAAUUUCUUCUGUUUAUGUUGUACUAUGUGUUGCAAGAUCUGAAUUAGAAAUAGAACAAUGAUUAUUCAAUUUGUCUCAUUUCGUUAUGGUGUAAUGAGAAAUUUAUUGUUGUUUUUAAGUUUUGAAUUAGAGUGAUUGGUUUUUUUAAGUA
Molecule: messenger RNA, 1832 nt
Organism: Camellia sinensis
Lineage: Eukaryota; Viridiplantae; Streptophyta; Magnoliopsida; Ericales; Theaceae
Source: RefSeq, a predicted model, not a curated record